GACCACUCAACUCAAACAUCUACCUACACAUUUUAUGCUACUAAUACUAAUACGCCCAUCAAUGGAAUUGCGCCACGUGCUCCUGAUAUCCCUCCCCGCACAGGGCCACAUCAAUCCCGCCCUUCAGUUCGCCAAGCGCCUCCUCCGCCUCGGCAUCCGGGUAACUUUCGUCACCAGCAUUUACGCCCGCCGCUGUAUGGACAAGACCGCCGGCGCCGGCGCACUGCCUGACGCCCUCUCUUUCGCCCUCUUCUCGGACGGAUACGACGAAGACUACGACCGCGAAACCCUUGAUCAUGACUACUACAUGUCCAAUUUGCGGAGCAAUGCCUCCAAGGCUUUGAGGGACGCCAUUGCUGCCGCCGCCGACCAGGGCUGCCCCGUCACGCGCCUCGUCUACACUAUCCUCCUGCCGUGGACCUCCCAGGUGGCGCGUGACUGCAACGUCCCCAGCGCGCUGCUCUGGAUUCAACCUGCCACCGUCCUCGACAUAUAUUAUUACUAUUUUCAUGGCUUCCAAGACGAGAUCGCCUCCAAUUCCGGUGACCCGUCGUGGCGGCUUCAGCUCCCCGGAGGACUCCCCCCAUUCUCAAAACGAGACCUUCCAUCGUUCCUCCUCCCGACAACCUCGGAGAAGCAUAAAUUCGUGCUCCCGAUUUUUAAGGAGCAGGUGGACGUGCUGGACAGCGAGGAAAGGCCGAAAGUGCUUGUCAACACAUUCGACGCGCUGGAAGCAGAUGCACUCAAAGCCAUCGACGGCUACGAGCAGAUCGCCGUCGGGCCGUUGAUUCCAUCCGCCUUCUUAGACGGUCAGGAUUCGUCCGACAAGUCCUUCGGCGGCGAUCUUUUUGAGAUCAAAUGCAACAAUUACUUGGAGUGGCUGAACACGCAGCCCAAAUCAUCUGUUGUCUACGUGUCGUUCGGCAGUUUGCUUAGGCUGCCGAAGCCGCAGCUGGAGGAGAUCGGAAAAGCUCUGAUCGACUCCGGCAGACCAUUUCUAUGGAUAAUUCGAACGGACGACGUGGAGGGGAAUUCGAUCAGUCGAUUGGCGGAGCUGGAGAAGAUGGGGAAGCUCGUGCCGUGGUGCUUACAGCUGGAGGUUCUGACGCAUCCGUCGGUGGGGUGCUUCGUGACGCACUGCGGCUGGAAUUCGACGCUGGAGAGCGUGUCGUGCGGCGUUCCGGUGGUGGCGUUCCCGCAGUGGGCGGAUCAAGGGACGAAUGCGAAGCUGAUUGAGGAGGUAUGGCGGACGGGCGUACGAGUGAGGGUGGAGGAUGAUCGGACGGUGGAGAGCGAGGAGAUAAGGAGGUGCGUCGAGGCAGUGAUGAACGGCGGGGAUCAGAGCAGAGAGGUGCGGCGGAACGCGGAGAAAUGGAAGGGAUUGGCUAGAGAUGCUGUGGACGAUGUUAGCGGGUCUUCUACAAGGAAUUUGAAGGCCUUUUUUGCGUAAGGAAGUAACCUAGACUGACAGUCGACCACGGUUCAUCAUCAGAUCCCCACCAUCGAAGAGUUACAACGAAAGAUGGCUAAAUACAGGUAACCAAUUUAAGAGAAGUUGCAAUUAAAUAGUUCCAAUAAUAAUUUCUUGGUGUAGUACAAGCGAUUUCAUAGAAAAGUGGAAAAAUUGGGAAGUAAUUUGUAUUUUGGAGUGGGAGUGGUGCCAAUCUGUUAAUAGUUGCACAAGGGUUUUUUUGUGGGCAUUUCGAUGAUCCAUUUAUGUAGAAGAGGAAUUAUCGAAAACAUAUUUUUUUGUGUUUGUAUUGCAAUUGAUUGAUUGGUAUACGAUAAUAAAGGCGAAUCAAGAAGAUGCUUUUAGGGUUGGGGAAGUUUAUUCAGUAGGUUCUUUUUUGUUUGGUGUUCUAGGUUUUGAAUGACCUAAUGUUAAGCAAUACAAUGAAUUAGUCGAUUCCUCCAUUAUCCAGUCUGUUGUGGGAAUCAAUUAAAUCAUCUAAAAUGUAGAUAAGAACAAAAUUCAUAAUUACCAUAUUUAUUAUAAAAAAAGGUAAAUUACCGUCGUAUCUUUCCCA
Messenger RNA from Andrographis paniculata, 2027 nucleotides. RefSeq names its product crocetin glucosyltransferase, chloroplastic-like. The record is from RefSeq and is a predicted model, not a curated record. Lineage: Eukaryota; Viridiplantae; Streptophyta; Magnoliopsida; Lamiales; Acanthaceae. The transcript is spliced from 2 exons. Gene Ontology annotation, molecular function: UDP-glycosyltransferase activity. The coding region runs from base 35 to 1450 and encodes 471 amino acids.